UCAGCCCGCGGCGCCGGGGCCGCACCUGCGGAGGGGCCCGGGGCGGCGGCGGAGCCCAGCCCCGCGGCCGCAGCCCCGCGGCGGGCGGCGCGGCAGGACCAUGCCGGUGAUGAAGGGGCUGCUGGCGCCGCAGAACACCUUCCUGGACACCAUCGCCACCCGCUUCGAUGGCACACACAGCAACUUCAUCCUGGCCAACGCGCAGGUCCGCCGCGGCUUCCCCAUCGUCUACUGCUCCGACGGCUUCUGCGACCUCACCGGCUUCGCCCGCACUGAGGUCAUGCAGAAGAACUGCAGCUGCCGCUUCCUCUACGGGGCUGAGACCAGCGAGCCCGUCCUGCAGCGCAUCGAGAAGGUGCUGGACGGCAGGCAGGAGUACCAGACCGAGGUCUGCUUCUACAAGAAGGGGGGAGCUGCCUUCUGGUGCCUGCUGGACAUCAUGCCCAUCAAGAACGAGAAGGGGGAGGUCGUGCUGUUCCUCUUCUCCUUCAAGGACAUCACAGAGAGCCGGGGCAGGAGCCACCUGGGUGACAAAAAGGAGGAGAAGCAGAGGAGCAAGAAGUCGGGGAGCUCACACCUGCGGGCAGCACAGAGGCAGGGCCGGACGGUGCUGCACCGGCUCAGCAGCCAGUUUGCCCGGAGGGACCGCGGCGAGAUGAAAAUCAACCGUAACGUGUUUGAGAACAAGCCGUCCAUCCCCGAGUACAAAGUGGCCUCGGUGCAGAAGUCCCGCUUCAUCCUGCUCCACUACAGCAUCUUCAAGGCCCUCUGGGACUGGCUGAUCCUGCUGGCCACCUUCUACGUGGCCGUCACCGUCCCCUACAAUGUCUGCUUCACGGGCACGGAGGACAGCCUCUCGGCUGCCCGCAGCACCAUCGUCAGCGACAUCGCCGUGGAGAUGCUCUUCAUCCUCGACAUCAUCCUGAAUUUCCGGACGACGUACGUGAGCCAGUCGGGCCAGGUGGUGUACGACCCCCGCUCCAUCUGCAUCCAUUACGUGGCCACCUGGUUCUUCGUGGACCUGAUCGCCGCUCUGCCCUUCGAUCUGCUCUACGUCUUCAACGUGACCGUGACCUCGCUGGUUCACCUGCUGAAGACGGUGCGGCUGCUGCGGCUGCUGCGGCUGCUGCAGAAGCUGGACCGGUACUCGCAGUACAGCGCCAUGGUGCUCACCCUGCUCAUGUCCAUGUUCGCGCUGCUGGCCCACUGGAUGGCGUGCAUCUGGUACGUCAUCGGCCGCAAGGAGAUGGAGAGCAACGACCCCCGGACCUGGGAGAUCGGCUGGCUGCAUGAGCUGGGCAAGAGGCUGGAGGCUCCCUACAUCAACAACUCGGCGGGGGGCCCCUCCGUCCGCAGCGCCUACAUCGCCUCCCUCUACUUCACCCUCAGCAGCCUGACCAGCGUGGGCUUCGGCAACGUCUGCGCCAACACCGACGCCGAGAAGAUCUUCUCCAUCUGCACCAUGCUCAUCGGGGCGCUGAUGCAUGCCGUCGUCUUCGGCAAUGUCACGGCCAUCAUCCAGCGCAUGUAUUCCCGCCGCUCGCUCUACCACACCCGCAUGAAGGACCUCAAGGACUUCAUCCGCGUCCACCGCCUGCCCCAGCAGCUCAAGCAGAGGAUGCUGGAGUACUUCCAGACCACCUGGUCGGUGAACAACGGCAUCGACGCCAACGAGCUGCUGCACGACUUCCCCGACGAGCUGCGUGCGGACGUGGCCAUGCACCUCAACAAGGACAUCCUGCAGCUGCCCGUCUUCGAGACGGCCAGCCGGGGCUGCCUGCGCUCCCUCUCGCUCCACAUCAAGACCUCCUUCUGCGCCCCGGGGGAGUACCUGCUGCGCCAGGGUGACGCGCUGCAGGCCAACUACUUCGUCUGCUCCGGCUCCCUCGAGGUGCUGAGGGACAACGUGGUCCUGGCCAUCCUGGGCAAAGGGGAUUUGAUCGGAGCCGACCUGUGCAGCACGGACCAGGUCAUCAAGACCAACGCGGACGUGAAGGCGUUGACUUACUGCGACCUGCAGUACAUCGGGCUGCGGGGGCUCUGCGAGGUGCUGCAGCUCUACCCCGAGUACGCCAGCAAGUUCACGGCCGACAUCCACCAGGACCUGACCUUCAACCUGCGGGAGGGCAGCGAGAUGGAGAGCCAUGUGGGGUCCCACAGGCCACUGAACCGGUGCCAUCCACUCUCCCCGCAGGGGCUCUGCCGCUACCCCCGGUCCCCGCGGCUGUCGCAGGCACCCCAGUCUUGUCUGGAGAGCGGCGCUGCCCCGGAGAAGCCCCUUCCCUCCAUCCUGGAGGACGAGGAGGAGCCCGACGAGGUCUUCCAGCCCUCGCCCCCCGCCGUCACCCGCCGCAAGUUGCUGCUGCCCCAGCUGAGCAGCCCGGCGCGUCGCGGCUCCCUGAGCAGCCUCCUGGGUGAUGAGCUGUGCCAGAUCUCAGCCCUGCGGCGCAACUGCCACUCCCCGGCCCGCUGCAACCGGGGCCGCAGCCCCUCGCCGCAGUGCCGGAGGGACGCCCGGCUCCCGGAGCAGGAGGGUGAUGCGGGCAGGAGGCCGGCCAAGCUCCUCAUCCCCUCCCUGCACACCUACGGCCCCCCAGACCUCAGCCCCAGAGUUGUGGACGGGAUUGAAGACAACAGGGGGAUGUCGGAGCCACAAACCUUCUCCUUCAACGUGGAUGCCCCGCUGCAGAGCGCGGCGAGGGGCUCCCCCACGGCAGGUACCCCCGGGGUGGGGGCUGCGGGGCUGGGGGGCUCGGGGAGCCCUCUGCCACCAGCCGUGUCCUCCCCGGCAGGGACCGAGGCGGGGGCCCCAGCCCUGGCCACGGAGGCGGAGGAGAUAAAGCAGAACAUCAGGAGGCUCAACCAGGAGAUCACCCACCUCAACCAGGAGGUUUCCCACCUCGGCCGGGAGCUACAGCGCAUGAUGGAGCUGCUCCAGGGCCGCCUGGGCGCCUCGCCGCCCCCCCGGCCCCCGCCGCCCCCCUCGCCACCGCCUGCUCCCCCCCGCUCCCGCAGCCCCCCCCCCGCCAGCCCCCCGCCCCAGCGCUGCCCGCUCCGCAGCCGCUCGGCCCACGCCGCCGCCGGCCCCUGGGGGCUCUGCCCGCCGCGGGGGGACACCCCCGGCCCCGACCCCCGCCCGGUCUCGGGCUCGCCCCCCCGCUCGCUGCCGCCCCGCUCCGCCCGUUCCUUCCCCGGCUGUUCGGCCGGCGGCCGCCCCCGCGCCCACCCCCAGCCCCGCUCCGGCUCCGCCAGCUCCCACUGA
Molecule: messenger RNA, 3262 nt
Organism: Chroicocephalus ridibundus (black-headed gull)
Lineage: Eukaryota; Metazoa; Chordata; Aves; Charadriiformes; Laridae
Gene: KCNH4
Product: potassium voltage-gated channel subfamily H member 4
Exons: 15
Coding region: 101-3262 (1053 amino acids)
Biological process (GO): potassium ion transmembrane transport; regulation of membrane potential
Cellular component (GO): plasma membrane
Molecular function (GO): voltage-gated potassium channel activity
Source: RefSeq, a predicted model, not a curated record